AUGAACUGCAAAGAGGAAUAUGAGGUCAACUCUUUGACGGCAAAACAGCCAAAGAUCUACCUCAAGACGCAUAAUUUACAGGUCAGUGAAGACCACACUACUCUACAGCUCAGUCCAGGUAAUUCUGCACAAUUUAUUGAUGAAUUCCCUGUUUACCUUGAAUCUAUAAUCCUAAGCAAGAAACCUGUUAUUAUAAUGGGUGACUUUAAUCUGAACAUGGAUGAUCCAUCAGAUACUGAAUUCCGCGACCUGUUACACUCAUACUUUAAGAAAUGCUAUAUUGACGACGCCAUUUACUAUCAGGGUCAGUGGGGAACAGUUUGUGUUGGUUACUGGGGUAUGAAUGAUGCCAAGGUUGCAUGUCGACAACUUGGUUUUACCAAAACUGUAGAAUAUUGGCACUAUGGACGAGGGACGGAUAAGGUAUGGCUGUACAACAUAGCAUGUUCCAGCUCAGAGUCCUCACUUGGAAGCUGUUCUCACAAUGGAUGGGGAAGCGUUCACUCUGAUUGCAAUACUCACAAAUAUGAUGCUGGUGUUGUGUGCUCUGGAUACCAAGUUCGUCUGAGUGGUGGUAUCAAUGGGAAGGAAGGGAGAAUUGAAGUUUUGUAUGGCGGCACCUGGGGCACCAUUUGUGACAAUGGCUUUGGUAUUGAUGAAGCCAACGUCGUUUGUAGAAUGCUUGGUUAUAAGCAAGCUGUAACAGAAAAGAGUUUGGCAAAAUCAUCACAUACAGCGUGGUUAAAAGAUCUUUCAUGUGUGGGUAGUGAAAAUACAAUCGAAAACUGUACCCAUUCUAGUUUUGCAGCCCAAAGUUGUGCAAACAACAGAAUUGCUGGUGUUGUUUGUCUUGCGAACGAUACUAACGGAACACUUAGCGUACAUUCUGGGCCAAACAACAGAGUAGUAAUCGGUUACCAUGGUAUUAACAAGUCCAUUUGCUCCGAUGGCUUUGAUACGAAAGAUGCACGAGUUAUAUGUAGAAUGAACGGAUAUGAAGAUGUACGUCAAAUCACUUAUAUUGACAGUCGAACUCUAGACAUAAAAUUAAGACAUGUUUGGAUCUUGAACAUGACAUGCAAAGGAGACGAGAAGACCAUAAAGGGUUGUAAUAUCUUUUGGAACUGGAAAAGUCUGCCUUGCCCAAGUUUAAAUUAUGCAGGUGUAAUUUGUAAAAGAGGAAUUGAGUUGCGACUUGUUGGUGGAGCUCAUAAUAACAGUGGUCGUCUUGAAAUAAAAAUGGGAGAAUGGGGCACCGUUUGUGAUAAGGGCUGGGAUAUCAAUGCUUCUGAUGUCGCUUGUAGAAUGCUUAAAUUUGCAAGAGCCCUGAAAUUCCAAAAGUUUCAACCGGGAAACACAUCACAACCUAUUUUGCUUCAAAACAUAUCAUGCGUUGGCUGCGAAAGAUCGCUUGAUGAUUGCUAUCAUCCUGAAUGGGGUUCAAAAUCCACCUGCGAUCACAGCAAUGACAUUGGAUUAGUGUGUCUCCCAGCAGGGCCACCAAACCUCUCYRCUAAAGUGAUGKYGGAUGGAAGAAUAGAGAUUAGUUACUAUGGUGUUAACAGAUCCAUUUGCUACGAUGGCUUUGAUACGAAAGAUGCACGAGUAAUAUGUAAAAUGAAUGGAUAUGACGAUGUAGCGUACAUCACCCAAAUCACUAGCCAAGCUGGGAACCCAAGGUCAGAAGAAGUAUGGCUUUUAGACAUAGCUUGCAAAGGAGACGAGAUUUCCAUCACACAAUGCAGUAAUUCCUGGAACUGGGAAAACAAGAAUUGCGCAAAAAAUAACAACCUACGUGCUGGAGUUGUGUGCAAGAGAAUAAACGACACACUAGAUGUGAAAUUCCGUCUUGAGGAUGUAACAACUCCAGCUCCAUAUUCUGGACGCCUAACCGUGAAAUAUUAUAAUAUCUGGGGAAAUAUAUGUGCUAAGGAUUUAAAGUUAGAAGACGCACAUGUCAUCUGCAGAAUGCUAAACUUUACCGGAGCAGUGACUAUUUCUCAUUGGGGUAAACACACUGGUAACGUAAGUUUCGAGCUUGUCAAUCACUGCAAAGGAACAGAAGUAUCCAUGAAAAAUUGCACAGGGUUAAAGCUAGAACAGGUUAACACAUGUGAAGAAGGCAAUUACGCAGGGGUUGUUUGCACUCCAAAAAUUAUAGUCACACCAACACCGUUACCUCAAAACGUACGUCUAAGCGGUGGUGCAGACAAUGCAAGAGGCCGAGUUGAAGUUCAAAGACACAACAUUUGGGGAUCAGUUUGCAAUUCGGGAUGGGACAUGCGUGCAGCUAAUGUAGUAUGUCGCAUGAAAGGUUUUGAUAGCGCAAUGACAGCGUAUAAAUCAUAUGGCGAAGGAACUGGUCCAAUAUGGAUGUCUGGGGUUCAAUGCAAAGGAAGUGAAAACAAUAUUGAGAAAUGCACUAGUGAUGGGCAGGAAAAGACAACUUCAUGUAAUCAUAGCAUGGAUGCUGGAGUGGUCUGCCGUCGUUAUAAAGAUAAUAUAACAGUCGAUCUGGAAAAUCAAGUAUCAAAGUAUGAUGGCAGAGUGACGCUAAAGGUAAACGGCAGUGCAGGAUCAAUUUGUGGUAAUGGGUGGAACAAAAAGGAUGCAGAUGUCGCUUGUCAAAUGAAAGGAUUUAAACAAGCUUUAGUACCUAUCAGCCAUUUUGGAGGAGGACAAGCCAAAAUCUGGUUGUCAAACGUAAGCUGCAGCAAUAGCGACAAAUCACUAGAAGAGUGUAAUCAUGAUGGAUGGGUAAACAACUCAUGUCCUAAAAAUCACCAUGCAGGAGUGAUAUGUGAACGGCCUGGAGUCAAUGACCCAAAUUUUGGUAUGAGAUUGGUUAAAGUUCCAGGAACAAAUCUAAGUAAAGUGGAAGUCCAGUACUUUGGUGUUUGGGGAGCUGUGUCUGCCAACAACUGGAAUCUGGCUGACGCUCAUGUUGCGUGCUGGAGCAACAACUCAGGAAAAGCAUCAACAGCAGGAAGUCUUAUGAACGAUGAAAAACUUCCCAUUUUGAUAGAUAAUCUUGAUUGCCGUGGAAGCGAGAAUUCAAUAGAAGAUUGUGGUUUUGAAUGGGGUAUCUCUGGUGCUAAACAAUCCACAG
This is a messenger RNA of Actinia tenebrosa (Australian red waratah sea anemone), 3109 nucleotides long. Its product is annotated as scavenger receptor cysteine-rich type 1 protein M130. NCBI's taxonomy places the organism in Eukaryota, Metazoa, Cnidaria, Anthozoa, Actiniaria, Actiniidae. The record is from RefSeq and is a predicted model, not a curated record. Gene Ontology annotation, cellular component: membrane.